Messenger RNA from Lecanosticta acicola, 3444 nucleotides. NCBI's taxonomy places the organism in Eukaryota, Fungi, Ascomycota, Dothideomycetes, Mycosphaerellales, Mycosphaerellaceae. The record is from the annotation of a GenBank genome assembly.
AUGGGCUUCCGAACGCUCGCCUUCACGUACAUCUUCGGCGGGCUUACAUUCCUCCCGCUGCUGCUCGCCGCGGUAUUAGCAGUAGCGUGGUACCUCCUCCCUCGCAGCGACACCAUCAAAACCGAAAGUCGAGAUGAUUUGAAGGACGUGGAUCCUGAAGAGCUUGCGAAAGAGACAACGAAGAAUGAGAGCAUCCGGAAAGAGGGCGUUGGAGAAGCGGCCGCGAAUGGAACAUUUGCCGUACUGAGGCACUACGAUUUCCAGGCGGCUGUAGCGGCAUUGAAUGCGCGGAAUAAUGGCAACGCGACGGGGAAUAGCAGCGGCCCCAGCCUCGACGGUGUCGCGGCUGGGGAUGGAGGACCUACUGGCUCGUCCGAAUCGGUGUACCAGAGCAUGUACCGUUCCGUCUUCGUAGGAAAUAAGAACACCGGCAGCAGCUCUCUUCUGGACCCAAAUGAUCCUCAGCUAGGCUCACCUGGUCGGCGCAAACCUGUUCCAGCCCACAUCAUGUACAUUGUCCUCCGCCAUGGCCACCUGAUGCUCUACGAUUCUCCCGCCCAAGUAGAAGUAAAACAUGUCAUCAGCCUGGCUCACCACAAGGUCACAUUGCAAGCUGGGAAGCACGGCGCAGAUGAACUUGACGAGAGGCAAAUCAUGGAGUCGGAUCUGUUCAUCAGACGCACAGCAAUUGUGCUGACGCCUGUGGAGCUCCCCAACGGCACCCUCCAGCAAUCGAAUACUCCAAAGCCGCCUAGGCCAUUCUAUCUAUUCGCCGCCUCUACCAUUGAGAAGGAAGACUUCUACCAUGCUCUCUUAUCAAGCCGCGAUAAACCGCCAAUUGCCCUACCGAUUGACUCUGACGCUCUUAUCAAGUUACAGUCGACGCUACAUUCAUCGUCGUUGACCCCGGAAACCCGCGCACUGAACGCUCUGCUCGGUCGUGUGUUCCUUGGCAUUCACAAGACAGAUGUGUUGAUCAACUUCAUUCGUGGAAAGAUAGAGAAGAAGCUUGCGCGCAUACAGAAGCCUACCUUCAUCCCUGUGUUGCAGAUUCGCUCCCUGGAUCUCGGUGAUGCUGGUCCUGUCCUUUCCAACCUGAAAAUGCGAGAUCUAAACAUCUCCGGCGACAUGACGCUCAGUGCCGAUCUUCGCUACAACGGCGGUCUUUCGAUCACCUUGCUGGCCGUCGCGAAAUUGGAUCUCGGCCAGCGUUUCAAGACGAGGACAAUAGAUCUGGCGUUGAAGGCUACGUUGCAAAGAAUACAAGGUCAGAUGUUGCUUCGCAUUAAGCCGCCGCCGUCAAAUCGAUCGUGGUUUACUUUUGAAACCAUGCCAGAGCUGGAACUGCGCGUUGAACCUGUCGUCAGCGAGCGCAAGAUCACGUAUGGUUUCGUCUUGAGGGCGAUCGAGGAGCGAGUGCGGUCUGCUUUUGCUGAAGGGCUUGUCAAGCCCAACUGGGAUGACGUGCCCAUGCCAUUCCAAGAUACGCGAGGAUGCCAUGCACGGGGGGGCACGUGGAGCGACCAAGGCGAGGAAGAUCACCCGGAAUUGCGUCGACCUGAUUCGUCUCGCAUACUCGCCGACCGCAAUGGCAAGACAUUGUCGACGCCAGACCUUGGCUCUGAACAGGAUACCGCCAUCUCCUCUGGUCUAGCGUCGAGCUCGGAGGUAAACAUUGCCAAGCUACGGCAUGCAUCGACCAUGCCAGUUAAUGCUCGCACUCUCGCGCGUCCUCCAGAGUCUACCAGUUCCAGUUCAACUGCUAUCGAAGCAAAUACAGACAGGAUCUCUUCGAGCACCCGUCCGCCCAAACCGCUACGCUCGUCCUCCAUCGCCUCGCCGUCUCCCAUUGUUGGCAUGGAUGAGCAGACUGUGGAGCCCGUGCGGGCAGACGAUGAGUCUCUUCGUCCAUCCACUACUCAAAGAACGCUUUGGUUGGGUAGAAGUGGAAUGCCGAAGCCGCCAACGCAAAAGGCUGCUCUGGAGGAAUUGAAAGAUAUUCGCGAUCGUGCAGAGCAACAGUCUACCAGUCCUUCCACGUUCGCUGCGGAGGAUAUGGAGCCGCGAUCUCGCUCGAAGCUAGGCGACGCAAAUGCAGACGCGGCGUCACUAUCUAAUGAUCAGCAGUCAGAUCGGACUGGCUCAACAAUCUCCAACCCGCCUCGUACCUUUUCCACUCGUGGUAUGGACUCUGGGCAAUCGACGUCGCCUUCUACAAGCUCUUCUGCGAGUGUUUCAAAGAGUCAGCAACCUCAGCAGAGAAAGACUACCAUACUCGCCGCGGCAGGCGCGGCCACUAACGCCGCACGUACGUGGGGAUGGAACACUUACCAAAAGAACAAGGCAGCUUACCAACAGCGACAAGCGAAACAAAACCAAGUUCCGAGUGAGCCAAUGGGGCGAGGACAGCCUCUUCCGCCACCGGGCGUUCCACUGCCUGGUCCGCAAAAAGGUCUCUGGGGAGGUGUUGGAAGCAUGGGAAGAAAGCCGUCUGGCGCUCCUGCCUUGCCAGCAAGAAGGCUUGACAAGGCCGCUGCUGCUGAUGUACCGAGCAUAGAAGGUAACGCUUCGAGCGAGGUUCGCCACAAGACCCAUAUCCCCCACGAUGGAAGGGAUGUAGAAGACGAGUUCGGCACAUGGCAAGAAAACCCUGGGGCGGGUGAUGGUAACGCUCAGAUCCCAGAUGCAAGUUCGGGAGAUUACGCGUAUCAAGACCAAGUCCAAGAAGACCUGCUUGACGUUGGCGCUGACGACGAAAAAGCUGCUGGCCAGGAGCAGGCGCCAGCGCAAGAGCGACGGAAGUUACCACCUCCUCUACCUGCACGCCGUCGGGAGAAUGCGCAAACACAGCAAUCGCAAACGACCGCCAGCGAGAGAGAGCAGACCUUUGCGCAUGGCUCGUCGGCCGACAGCUCAGCUGAAGAUGUUUCAAAUGCCCCGGCAUUACGAGUACCAGAAGCCGAAGUGAAUGCAAUCGCUGCCGAGAACUCUACUGACGAACUGGCUCAUGGCAUGAUGGACGACACAACGCAUGUGAACGACAUAGAUGCCGUGAAGACAGAGCUGCACUCAGAGACCGAUAAGAGUUCGGAAGGGUCAGGCGGAUGGAAGGCCAAAUCUCAGCAAGCUGAUUCAGGAGAAAGGCUGGGGCUCGAUCGGACAAAUACUGAAGAGCGUUUCAUGCGCGGCGAGGACGUUACUGAGGAGGAUUUCGAACGCGAUCAAGCCAAAGCCGACUUGGGCCACGGAGAAGGGGUAAUGGCAGAUCCCGAAGCCUUGACGUCCAUCACAUCGACCGACAAUCAGAACACAAGCCCCGAGGGAGACCUUGUAACGCAGCGUAUCCGAGCCCAAGUGCAGAAGCAUAGUCAGGCAAGCAGAAGUCCUCCAAAGAACUGGCACGGCGCUCCUCAGGGUACUGCUGUGGAUUCUGAAGAUAAAUGA